Molecule: messenger RNA, 288 nt
Organism: Aspergillus viridinutans
Lineage: Eukaryota; Fungi; Ascomycota; Eurotiomycetes; Eurotiales; Aspergillaceae
Exons: 2
Coding region: 1-288 (95 amino acids)
Source: RefSeq, a predicted model, not a curated record
AUGGACAAAUACACACAAUACGCACACGGUGAUCCCAGAAAAGAACGUCGAGUCGUGCUUGAAAGAGACCUUCUCGGUCAGAUCAACCUUGCAGGGAACAUUCGUGUCGUGGACAAGACUAUCCUCCCGGAACAGGUUGUCAAGCCCGUGGAGGACGAAGUCCGGUACGCAAAGAGAGACAGAGAUACCUUGAUCAUUCUUGUCUUUGGGCACGGGAAUCAGGAUAACCAUGGGGUUUACAUCGGAGGCAAGGAUCCGACAGCAGACUCGGCAGUGCUGAAGUCAUAA